GUAUCAGAUUGCCCCGGCGGAUUUAUAAUAGACGUUGGCGAUCAUUUCCGAAGGCACCUUUUUGCCUCCACAAGAACCGAUGAUUUCCUCAAAGAUGUACGGCGCCUAGCCGCAGAAAAUCUCGGAGUGAUAGUUCCUAUAACAAAGGAAGCUGCUACUUUGGAUGAGUUCGCGCGUACAAGACUUGGAUUGUGCAGUCGAGAUGAUCAGAUUACUUCCUAUGCGGAGUUCAAAGUACAAAAAUACAGUCGUCGUCACGAACAACCCGUUCGUCGAUUACUUUGCCUUAGUGAAACAUGUCUUGUGGAACGUGAUCCAGCCACAUAUGCUGUCGUUUGCGCAACUCCAUUGGAACAGAUUGUAUGUCUCGUCCGUUUAGAAAAAGAUCCCCAACAAUUCGUAGUUGAGUACAUGAACGCUGAAGGCAGAGUGUAUUCAGCUGCCGAAAGAGAUCUCAUUAUCGCUUCACUUGUUGAUGGUAUACGAGCUGCUGGAAACGAGCAGGUAAGCCUACGCAAACUGUUAGGAUGCCUUUUAAAUUCGACCUCUUUCGUCCAAACGGUUAUCUCUACGCUAUUACACAUUAUGGUUUCUGGUACAUUUAAAGGAUAGAA
Messenger RNA from Strongylus vulgaris, 614 nucleotides. Lineage: Eukaryota; Metazoa; Nematoda; Chromadorea; Rhabditida; Strongylidae. The record is from the annotation of a GenBank genome assembly.